UGCUCGCAAAUAAUCAUGAUUUGUUGUUAAAUUUUUGAUUUGGAAUUUUUAUCAGUUGAUUUUUCUAUUACUUUAUAAAUUUCGAUAAACUGUUCUGAAGCAUAUAGGAAAGAAUAAGCAAUAAUAGAAAAAUAAAGGAUUCAGAAGGGGCGUUAAAGAUUUACUCUUUACUCAACCAUAAUAAUAAAAAAACAAGUGAUUGCAGACUGUGUGUUAAAAGGCAAACAAAUACCAAGAAGUGCAAUUCCUUCUCAAACAUUAGGAGCAUCAUAGGACCUGAUCUCAUUGAACGAUUAUCUUAAGCUCCCAAUAUUUGAGUCUAAGAAUGUCCAGCGGUGCCCUGCCAAAAACCAAGAGAUCCAAAUCAUCGCUCCAGUGUAGCGACUGGCGUGAAGAGGCAAAGGUACAAAAUUCCAAUAGUGAAUUCUCAUUUGAAUUAAAGCCAAAACCGAAAUUGACCUGCAUACCGGAAAAUUGUAGUAAAUUCUUCAGUGAUCUACGUGAGACAAAUUGCAGAAAAACGCAAUCAAUGAAUGUAUCCAAGAAUACCGAAAUACCGGAGAAAUCGUGGUCUGUUUUGUUCAUCGGUUCAAAAAGCAAUCUGCAUGCCAAAAAUGUUAUGUGAACUUCUGGGCAAAUAUGAAAAUCUAUAUAAUGAGCCGUAAAUAUUUUUUGGAGAGCUUCCACCCUUUCCUUUUGCGAAUUCGACGCUAAGCAAAACCUUAUUUCCAAAUUAUCGAUGAUAUUAUUAAGCAAAAUUAAUAAGAUAUGAACCAUUAAAUUGCAUGCAUUUCAUAAUAUUUUGAUGACAAAAAAUAAUACUUAUACAUUAAAAAUUAAUAAGGUCCUUUGGCUAAUAUGUUAUAUCUCAUAGUCAUUCUUCUACGAUUGGUGGCACAAAGGUCCAAAAGAC
This is a messenger RNA of Anastrepha ludens (Mexican fruit fly), 913 nucleotides long. RefSeq lists its product as uncharacterized. Bases 326 to 625 code for a protein of 99 amino acids. The record is from RefSeq and is a predicted model, not a curated record. The transcript has 3 exons. Lineage: Eukaryota; Metazoa; Arthropoda; Insecta; Diptera; Tephritidae.